GGAAGAAGAAGACCUGCCACAUGUCUGUUGUUACAAGGGCAUUCUUCUUCCUCUUUGUUAGCAAUGUGAAGCCAUGGCAAAUACAACUUCUUUGUCAAAGGCAGAGAAAAUUGCAGAGUGUAUUGCAAUCUGCAAAAAUAGCCCAGAGAGAAGAGCAAGAAAAGGAAAAGGACCAAUACCCAAGGCAGGACCUGCACUUCAAUUCUGCCCUGAGGACAGUGUAAAAUUUGAAGCAGCGCAACAAAAUGAGCAUAGUGGCCCGUAUCUUUCUACGGUUGCAGUUACUAAUCGCUGUUCCAGGAUAGUCAACAUCAGGUUUACCAGAGACCCAGAAUUCAAGUUCUGCCCCGCAGAGAUCUUCCUAGAUUCUGGAGAAACGUCACGGAUAAGCAUCACAUUUUACAAUGACGAUGGCAAUUGCCGGCCUAGAAAAUCGUCAAUCAUGCUCCGCGCCAUACGGGUCCGAAAUCGAGAGCCCCUUGACGUGCAGAAACUUUGGCUUUCCACAAGGGCUCGAGUGAUCAGAAGAAAAUGGUGGAAGAUUACUUUUCCACCUCCACCUCCACCUCCGACACAUCCGCUGAACGCGGGAGAAGCAGGAGUUAGAGUAAUCACGUCUGAGGAAAACGAACUUGAGGACCUUGGAAAACGACCGUCUAUUGAGGAAGACGACCUUGUACUACAAUGUGAUUCUACAAAUAUGGUACACAAGGAAUUACAAAUUCAAAGCAUUCAAAUCGAUGUAUCGGACCACAAGCAAGGCAUGAUCGACAACAGUCCACAAUGCAAGGAUGUCAUAGCAUUGGACCACAGCAGUGACCUCACUCAUAUCACAGAAGUAAUCUUUGUACAGCCACUUUUCUGGCUAGGGCUAGUGGCUGCUGUGGUCGCACUGUGGCACUGUGGGUAUGUUGUGUCAAGGACAGCAUCACGACCAGUACCAAUUCUACCUGACGAGUGUUUCGAAGAAAAUGGGAAAACAUAUUGCUUAUAGUACUAACUUCGUGUAUCGUUUUGCAGGAAGCAUACCACUAAAGAUUUGUAUCAUCCA
Ornithodoros turicata is the source of this 1051-nucleotide messenger RNA. RefSeq lists its product as uncharacterized. The coding region runs from base 74 to 994 and encodes 306 amino acids. Lineage: Eukaryota; Metazoa; Arthropoda; Arachnida; Ixodida; Argasidae. The record is from RefSeq and is a predicted model, not a curated record. The transcript is spliced from 6 exons.